AUGCGUUUUUAUUUCCAGCUGCGUCUGAUCGAUUGGGGUUUGGCGGAGUUUUAUCAUGCACGCCAGGAAUACAAUGUGCGAGUGGCAUCACGUUAUUUCAAAGGGCCUGAACUUCUUGUUGAUUACCAGUGCUACGACUAUUCGCUGGAUAUGUGGAGUCUUGGAUGCAUGCUUGCGAGCAUGAUUUUUAGGAAAGAGCCGUUCUUCCAUGGCCACGACAAUUAUGAUCAGGUUUGCAUACAGAUAUUAAUAUUUUUGCGACUUACUGCUGUUGGCUCCUUUUCUUAA
This is a messenger RNA of Gongylonema pulchrum, 288 nucleotides long. NCBI's taxonomy places the organism in Eukaryota, Metazoa, Nematoda, Chromadorea, Rhabditida, Gongylonematidae. The record is from the annotation of a GenBank genome assembly.